ACGGUACUUGGCAAGUGAAUCAGACUGACUCAGAUAUCGGAACCAGUCUGACUUACAUUCUGGCUUAUAACUGGAAAACACAAUGAAGUCCUGGUGUGUUCUCGCUUUUCUGCUGUUGGAUUUUUUCUGCCAUGGCACUCUUUCCUGCCCUGCUUUCUGCAAAUGCUAUGCCGGAAGAGCUGAGGUGGUCUGUAAUGGGGCUCCCUUGAAAGAAUACCCAUCUGAGGGUCUCCCAGAGAACACCACUAUGCUGACAAUCCAGUUCACGAACAUCUCGACCAUAUCUGAGCAGCAUCUUGAAGCCACACCGCAAUUACAAGAGCUUCACCUGCAUGAAAACCACCUGCAGACCCUUCCCUCCAAUUUCCUCAGGGGGGUUCCUCGUCUGCACACUUUGGAUCUCACAGGAAACAAACUCAGUGAUCUUCCUGUGGAUGUCUUCACCCAUGCCUCGCUCCGUAGCUUGGUGCUGAAGAAUAAUCUGAUUAAAGAAGCUGAUGCAGCGUGGUUUCCUGAUAACAGCAGCCUGACCUGGCUUGACUUAUCUGGGAACCACUUAACAAAGAUCCAAGCUGCAUUUCUUCAAAAGCUACCCCACUUGGAAACUCUUGACUUGUCCAAAAAUCGUCUCGAGGAGAUACCUGCAGACUCUCUUGAACCGCUAACAAAACUUGAGAGGCUGAACCUGCAGUACAACAACCUGAGCACUCUGGAUGCAUCUGUUUUCCAAAGGCUGCAUAAACUACAUUUUCUCUUCCUCGCUUGGAACAAGCUCAACAAAGUGCCCCCAAACCUUUUUAAGGAGCUCACUCAGCUCAGACACCUGAAUCUGGAAGACAACCGGCUGAACCACAUCCCCACAGGUUUGCUUGACCCGUUGAACUCACUGGAGGAGGAUGGACUGGACCUGAGUGUCAACCCGCUGGUGUGUGAUGGUAAGGCGGAAUACCUCUGGAGAUGGCUCCAGAACAACAAGAAGAAAGUUUUCCAAGCAGAUGCCAUCACAUGCAAACUACCGCCAUCUCUGGAAGGGCGAUCUGUGACAUCACUGGCAGAAAGUGACCUGAACCCGCAGUCUUAACUUUCCUCAAAAUG
Molecule: messenger RNA, 1095 nt
Organism: Cololabis saira (Pacific saury)
Lineage: Eukaryota; Metazoa; Chordata; Actinopteri; Beloniformes; Belonidae
Product: leucine-rich alpha-2-glycoprotein-like
Exons: 2
Coding region: 83-1081 (332 amino acids)
Cellular component (GO): plasma membrane
Molecular function (GO): protein binding
Source: RefSeq, a predicted model, not a curated record